Candoia aspera is the source of this 1779-nucleotide messenger RNA. It is a transcript of the gene TUBG1, whose product is annotated as tubulin gamma 1. The transcript has 11 exons. The coding region runs from base 153 to 1508 and encodes 451 amino acids. NCBI's taxonomy places the organism in Eukaryota, Metazoa, Chordata, Lepidosauria, Squamata, Candoiidae. Gene Ontology annotation, molecular function: GTP binding; structural constituent of cytoskeleton. Gene Ontology annotation, cellular component: gamma-tubulin complex; spindle; cytoplasm. The record is from RefSeq and is a predicted model, not a curated record. Gene Ontology annotation, biological process: meiotic spindle organization; mitotic cell cycle; mitotic spindle organization.
AAGCUAGCGUAUAGGUGAAGAGGCGGCGGGAAGAGGGAAAGACGUACAGUACGGUUAGCAACGGCUCAUUUCUAGGAGGGCAGAAACGACUGAGGGAAGGAGCCGUGUCCAGCUCUGGAGUUAGAGGAUUCGGACUUUAACCCACGCUCACUAUGCCGCGAGAGAUCAUCACUCUGCAGCUGGGGCAGUGUGGCAACCAAAUUGGGUUUGAAUUUUGGAAACAGCUCUGUGCAGAACAUGGUAUUAGCCCUGAGGGUAUUGUAGAGGAGUUUGCCACUGAAGGCACUGACCGCAAGGAUGUCUUUUUCUAUCAGGCAGAUGAUGAGCACUAUAUCCCACGAGCUGUUCUUUUGGACCUGGAGCCGCGAGUGAUUCAUUCCAUUCUGAAUUCCCCAUAUGCCAACCUCUACAACCCUGAGAACAUAUACCUCUCUGAGCAUGGUGGUGGGGCUGGAAAUAAUUGGGCUAGUGGCUUUUCACAGGGAGAAAAGAUCCAUGAAGAUAUUUUUGACAUUAUAGACAGAGAAGCUGAUGGCAGUGACAGUUUAGAGGGUUUUGUGCUGUGUCAUUCCAUCGCUGGUGGGACUGGCUCUGGCUUGGGCUCUUACCUUCUGGAGAGGUUAAAUGACAGGUACCCCAAGAAGCUGGUGCAGACAUACUCCGUCUUCCCCAACCAGGAUGAGAUGAGUGAUGUAGUGGUGCAGCCUUAUAACUCUCUCUUGACACUCAAACGGCUGACACAGAAUGCUGAUUGUGUGGUGGUUCUAGACAAUACAGCUCUGAAUCGUAUUGCUACUGACAGGUUGCACAUCCAAAAUCCCACCUUUUCCCAAAUCAAUCAGCUGGUCUCUACUAUAAUGUCUGCCAGUACUACCACGCUGCGCUACCCUGGUUAUAUGAACAAUGAUUUGAUUGGGCUGAUUGCCUCCCUCAUUCCCACUCCUAGGUUGCACUUUCUCAUCACAGGAUAUACACCUCUCACCACUGACCAGGCUGUGGCCAGCGUGAGGAAAACCACUGUCCUUGAUGUCAUGCGUCGGCUACUGCAGCCUAAAAAUGUGAUGGUAUCCAUGGGGCGUGACAGGCAGACAAACCAUUGCUACAUUGCCAUCCUUAACAUCAUCCAGGGGGAAGUGGAUCCAACCCAGGUCCAUAAGAGUUUACAGCGGAUCCGGGAGAGGAAACUGGCCAACUUCAUCCCUUGGGGCCCUGCCAGCAUCCAAGUGGCACUUUCUAGGAAAUCUCCAUACUUACCAUCAGCUCACAGGGUCAGUGGUCUCAUGAUGGCUAAUCACACCAACAUUUCCUCGCUCUUUGAACGUACCUGCCAUCAAUAUGAUAAACUGCGCAAACGUGAAGCCUUCCUGGAACAGUUCCGAAAAGAAGACAUGUUCAAAGAGAACUUUGAUGAACUUGAUGACUCCCGAAAGAUUGUCCAGGAGCUGAUCGAUGAAUACCAUGCUGCCACUCGGCCUGACUAUAUCUCUUGGGGCACUCAGGAGCAAUGAAUGUGUUUGUAGUCUGUUUUUUCCUGUUUGGAGUAUUUUCUUCUUGAAACAAUGGAUUCUGUUAAAUCUAUCACUCCUUUCUGUGACCUAUGUCUGGAAGUAAGGGAAGUAGUUGCAGAUCUCUCUCCAAGAGAAGAGAUUCUCUCUGUAUGCUGUUUGGUUCUGAUGUUGGGAAUUCCUUAUUACUUGGUGAGCUCCUAUUAUCAUUAAGCCCAGCUUCCUCCUGUUUUCUAAAGGAAUCUGACUAGAUUAAUAUCAAGCAAUAUGCCGA